Emiliania huxleyi CCMP1516 is the source of this 1543-nucleotide messenger RNA. RefSeq lists its product as hypothetical. The transcript has 5 exons. Lineage: Eukaryota; Haptophyta; Isochrysidales; Noelaerhabdaceae. The record is from RefSeq and is a predicted model, not a curated record. The coding region runs from base 29 to 1165 and encodes 378 amino acids. Gene Ontology annotation, cellular component: membrane.
AGAAGCUAGGGCUGCAGCGCAACAGCUUAUGCAGAGGUUUUGUGUGCUGGCUCUGCUCGGGUUGUCGCUGUGCGCGGCUAGACCGUCGGACCGGCUGCCGAUGCUCGCGAAGCGCAGGAUCGACGCCUCUGCCGGUUUCAGCGAGGUGCCUCUGGAGCCGCUCGACGAGUGGGUGGCGAACCACGAGGUGCGGCCUCGGCUCAACCCGCGGCGAGGAGCUGGCCUCAAGUCGCAGCAGACGCUGCUGGCGGCGCGCGCGCCCUAUGUCGUCAAGGGCCGGAGUCUUGCCUACCGGCGGGCGAUCAUCGCCACUAUAUGGUCGUUCGUCGCGACCAUCGCGUUCGGGGUUGGGGUCGUGCUACCGAUGAAGGGCAGCGAGGGGUGCAUCAACUUCUUCACCGCCUUCCUGGUAGAGAAGUCGCUCUCGGUGGACAACCUGUUCGUCUUCCUGAUGAUCUUCGACUACUUCAAGGUCCCCGAGCAGUACACCCAGCGCGUCCUCAAGUGGGGCAUCCUCACGGCGCUCGCACUCCGCGCCGUCAUGAUCGGCGUCGGUGUCGCGGUGGUGCAGAGGUUCCGGCCGGUGCUUCUCGUCUUCGCGCUGGUGCUGGUGGUCUCCGCGAUCAAGAUGCUCAUGCCCGAGCACGAGACCGACCUCGCCGACAACGCCAUGAUGAAGAUCGCCACUCGCUUCGUCGACGCCACCGACUACUACGACGGCGAGAAGUUCAUGACCAAGGUGAACGGCGUGCGCAAGGCGACGCCGCUGCUCGUGGUCCUCGUGAUGAUCGAGCUGUCGGACGUGAUCUUCGCCGUCGACUCGAUCCCCGCGGUGGUCGGCAUCACCAGCGACGCGAUGGUCGUCUACUCCUCGAAUGUGUUUGCGCUCAUGGCCCUCCGCUCCCUCUACCUCCUCCUCUCCAAGUCGGUCGAGUCGCUCUACUACCUGCGGCACGCCGUCGCGCUCAUCCUCUUCUUUGUCGGCGCGAAGAUGGUGGUCGAGUUCUUCCACUUCCACGUCAGCGCCUUCACCUCGCUCGCCGUCAUCGUCGGCUUGCUCACCGGCGGCGUCGCCGCCUCGCUGCUCCGGAACCGACGCAUGACCGCCGCGGCUGCGAGCAGCGAGGGGCAGGGCGCGAAGCGGCACGGCGUCGAUGCGGUCUGAAGCCGCAGCCGGGCCGCUUGCGCGCGCGCUCGUCCCUUCUGAGAGCAGGCUCUAUCUAGCACCACGUCCACGUGCGCCGUGCUUGGCCCAGCUACUCUCAGCUACCAUGGAGUUGUACCCUCGCAUGCGGUCUCUCUCUCCGGGUGCAUGUGCGACGCGCUCUCUCUCGCGCGCGCAGCGCCACCACGUGUCGCGGGCGCUGUCUCUGAUCGCCGCGCAUCGCGCGUGCUCGCGCUGUCGAGCCCUAUUCUUUCCUCGUGCGUCGUGGUCCCGUGAUGCUCGUCCGCGUGCGGGUGCAGGAUCCCCAGGAGAACCGAAACGACCUCUGUGAGCUGUGACGUGUUCGCACGGCUCUGGUAAAUAAUACAUACACGGACA